GUAGGUUUACACCAGGUUUUCAUUAAGUUUUUGUUUGUUUGUUUGUUUUUUAAUGCACAAGAAAGGGAUCUGAAGUCUAUCCUCUGAUACAUUGGCAGUUUUCCUUAAACUGUACAGUUCCUCCCUGUUGAUCUUUCAUUUGUAUAUUGGGAGUUCCCAAGCAACUGGAAUUUGCAAACACAGCUAUGGCUACACUUCUCUUUGCCAUACAGUAGUUACCUGGAAAUCUAGGUCCAGUUUUUGUUAUUCUUCCCUUCCCUCUUUUCUUAAUCAUAUACCAACUGACAUUUAUGGUUAUAGGUUGACUUAGAAGUUCUUUUUAAGCCUGUGGCUGAUAUUUUGUAGUCUAAUUUGAAGCUUAGGAAAGAAUGAGUGGUCAGGAGCUGGUCACUUUGAACGUGGGAGGGAAGAUAUUUACAACAAAGUUUUUCACCAUAAAGCAGUUUCCUGCCUCUCGGCUGGCACAAAUGUUAGAUGGCAGAGACCAAGAAUUCAAGAUGGUUGGUGGCCAGAUUUUUGUGGACAGAGAUGGUGUCUUAUUUAGUUUCAUCUUAGAUUUUUUAAGAACUCACCAGCUUUUAUUACCCACUGAUUUUUCAGACUACCAUAGGCUUCAGAGAGAGGCUCUUUUCUAUGAACUUGAUUCUCUGGUUGACCUCUUAAACCAACACCUGCUACAGCUGAGACCUGCUCUUUUGGAGGUGCAUUUCCUGAGUCGAAACACUCAAACUUUUUUCAGGGUGUUUGGCUCUUGCAGCGAAACGAUUGAGAUGCUCACGGGGAGGAUUACAGUGUUUAUAGAACAACCAUCAGCACCGACCUGGAGAAGUAAUUCUUUCCCUCCUCAGAUGACCUUACUUCCACUGCCUCCACAAAGACCUUCCUACCAUGACCUGGUUUUCCAGUGUGGCUCUGACAGCAGUACUGACAACCAAACGGGAGUCAGGUAUGUUUCUAUAAAACCUGAUAACCGAAAAUUGGCCAAUGGAACAAAUGUCCUCGGCUUACUGAUUGACACUUUAUUAAAAGAAGGCUUCCAUCUGGUCAGCACUAGAACAGUAUCCUCUGAAGACAAAGCUGAAUGCUACAGCUUUGAAAGGAUAAAAAUCCCUGAAGCCCUCACCAUGAACAAAACACCGAAACCAGAGACUACCAUUGUGCCAGAGCAGUCUCAGAAAAAGAGAUGAAGUUAUCUGUUCUCUAGUAGGAUAAAAGGAACUUGCCAUUUUCUUGUUUGGAAAUUCCGUAUUCGAGGCGUUAUGUUACUCAGACCUGUAUGCAGUCUCUUUUGGUCUCAUCUUCGUGCCAUCUCUGGGCAGCCAGGCUCUAAAAGUGCUUAAGUGUCAAUGAACUGCUUGCUGCUCUGUAAACAAUACUAUGUACUUGGUGCUUUGGCACAUGCUCCUCCUACUUUCAAUGCCUCUUUUACUUUUCUUAUGAGCAUUUACACAGUUCUCAAGACUCUGGAAUUAGACUGGUUAUUUUCAGUGCCAGCUCAAUUAUUUAUUAGCUCUGUGACAUGGGCAAGACACUUAACCUCUCUGUGCUUCAACUUCAUCUGUCAGAUGGAGAGCAUAAAGAUAAUCUCCCCUGUAGGAUAUAUAAGGGUUAAAGGAGAUAAAGUGCUCAUCACCUUACCUGUGACAUGGCAGUCAGUCAGUAACUGUUAGUGGUAAUGGAAAAGAUGGAGGCCCAUUUUCAAUUUUACCUCUUCUCUGAGGCCUUGUUUCUUUUUCUAGGUAUAUUGAUCAGCUAUUUUUUCUGUAUAGAUUUAUUUUCUCACUUCCCUAAGCUUCUUGAUCCAUUCAACACUUUUUAGCACUACCAUGUAUAAAGUACUGUGUUGAACACUUGGUGAAAAUAAUACAUUUGCUACUAAUUAGUAUCUAAAUUUGGUGAAAAGUUUGGGAAUAACCCCUACCAAUAUUUAAAACACAUGUAAUUUGAUUUCAUAGUUCUUAUAAGUAUCAUAAAAAUUAUAUAUGUGUCAUUGUAAACAUUAGGAUAAACAACUAAGGAAUUACUAGCUCAAAGAAAACCAUGUAUUUUGUACAUACUAGGAUUAAAAGUGAUUGGUUAAAAAGUAUAGUUACUUCAUUCUAAAACAUCUUUUAAAUAUCUGUUGGACACUGAAUUUCCAGAAUUAGAAGAGAAGUGGAAAAAAAAUUCCAGGUCUGUCCGUAUAGCCUACUUUUUAAGGGAGCUGUAUGUCACAUGGCUGACCAGUUUGAAUCCUGGCCCCAGUGUCUUGAAAAACAUGCCAGGUGUGUGAGCAUAUGCCCAAAAUCCUGAUGGAAAGGAGAAACAAAGACAGGUGUGU
Messenger RNA from Tupaia belangeri chinensis (Chinese tree shrew), 2320 nucleotides. RefSeq names its product potassium channel regulator (gene KCNRG). Gene Ontology annotation, biological process: negative regulation of delayed rectifier potassium channel activity; protein homooligomerization. Gene Ontology annotation, molecular function: protein binding. The coding region runs from base 369 to 1187 and encodes 272 amino acids. NCBI's taxonomy places the organism in Eukaryota, Metazoa, Chordata, Mammalia, Scandentia, Tupaiidae. The record is from RefSeq and is a predicted model, not a curated record. The transcript is spliced from 2 exons. Gene Ontology annotation, cellular component: endoplasmic reticulum.